GGUAUGAUGCGACUCCACUAGGACGUGGGAACCUUCUCGAUUUGAGGAGAUCUCGGGAUUGGACCUGAUUUCAUCUGUGGCUAUUAACGGGAUACAGCUGUCUGUACGUAUAGAAUAAUAUCUACAUCUGUAUAAUGCCGACACAUCUGAGAUUUCGGAGAAGGUCAUUUCUCGGGCUCUUAUUUCUCUUCUCGCUGUCCACAUCUGCCUUCUACUUCAUUUAUUCAGCUCCUGGUAUAGUUAAUGAAUACCUGUUCAUGGUUCAAGCCCAUGGCAUUCAGAUCUGUGAGAAUGUGAAGAAUAUUGGUGCACAGGUUAUUGAGCAGGUGGUGCGCAGCGCCUACAACAUCAACAGUACAGACUACACAUAUGAGUUUAAUUUGAGUGAGACAGAUGUGCCCACCACUCCAUUCCUCCCUGAGGACUUUGUGUACAUGCCGGAUCAGGUCUGCCCCGAGAAAUUUCCCUCCAUGAAAGGUCGUGUGAAGGUGAACAUGAGUGAAGUUGGUCUAGUGGACGUGGAGAAGCUUCUGAAGGAGGCCGAUCCCAGUCUGAGCCGCGGAGGCCACUGGAAACCCCAAGACUGCCUCCCACGCUGGAAGGUGGCCAUUUUGGUUCCCUUUAGAAAUCGUCACGAGCACCUGCCGAUACUCUUCCGUCACCUGAUCCCAGUGUUGCAGAGACAGAGACUGCAGUUCGCAUUCUACGUCAUUGAACAGGCUGAGAAUGAAGCAUUUAAUCGCGCCAUGCUGUUUAACGUCGGUUUUAAAGAGGCCAUGAAGGACUUGAACUGGGAUUGCGUAAUUUUCCACGAUGUUGACCACCUUCUGGAAAAUGAUCGCAACUACUACGGCUGUGGUGAAAUGCCAAGACACUUUGCGGUUAAACUCAACAAGUACUCAUACAUGCUUCCGUAUGAGGAAUUCUUUGGUGGUGUCAGUGGACUCACUGUGGAACAGUUUCAAAAGAUAAACGGUUUUCCAAAUGGAUUCUGGGGCUGGGGAGGCGAGGACGAUGACCUUUGGAACAGGGUUCAGUUUGCCGGCUACAACGUGAGUAGGCCGCCUGGAGAAUUUGGCCGUUAUAUGUCCAUACCGCACCACCACCGAGGGGAAGUCCAGUUCCUGGGCAGAUACAAGCUGCUUCGAAGAUCCAAGGAGAGACAGAGAAUGGAUGGCUUGAAUAACUUGAAUUACUCCCCCCUAGUGUCCCAGAGGAGUCUCUACACUAAUGUUUCAGUGACGCUCAGUCGAGAACUGGCCCCCGUUGCGGACUACUGACCUCAUACCAGGGACACUCAUAUUCUCUCUGGCUAGCAUGGCCACAUGCCUAAUCACCAUUUUGAGCCUAUUUUUUUACAAAAGAGAGAGCUGGAAAUUGCUAAAGCUCAUCAACACUCAAAGCUAUUUUCUUUUCUUAAAUUUUUUUACAGCAUUUCCUCCCAUUUUCUUUUUUUUUUUUUAAAGAUUACAUCACAUUUCACCUCAUUUGUGCUUUAUGUGGAUCAAUUGAUCUUUUGAUACUCUUUUAUUGCUCAUCUAUCAUCUAAAUGGAUCCAUUCUGAGGAUAUAAGACCCUCACCGCUGGUGAGGAGUCACAUGUUUACAGCAAGAGUGAGAAAAGCUAGUGAACUAGUUAAUAUGCCUAACAACUUCAGAAUAGCCAUCACAGGAGCUGCGCCAGAAACAAACACAGCUGGUACUGUGUUAGAAUAGAAACAAAUAAUUGCAGAUGAAACUAAUCAUGAAAUAUACAAUAAACAAGCAUGCACUAACAUUAUAGGGAGAGUGUGUGUGUAUUCGCAAGUGUGUGAGUGAUGAAGUGCUCAUGAAACAUGGCGUAGUUAUCAAAGCUGCAUAGUAAAAACAUGCUAACUUACAGGUAUGUAUAUAUAUAUAUAUAUAUAUAUAUAUAUCGCAAGUUGUCAUGGCAGUUUUUCUCGAUAUUAUGACAUCAACACUGAAAGCAAGAGCUACCAUGUGCUUAACAACCCGAGCAUUGGCUAUUUUCGGAUUAUAAUGCUAAUGUACUGCUCACUGCAUACCUCACAGUAUACACUGUAUGAAAACAGUAUGUGAAGCUAUGCAUUAUGCAGUGAUAAACAUUUUAAACAUUGUUGUCACAUGACCGUGUUUAAUUUAGAAAAUUGCGUCCAGCUAUAAUCUUGAAAAUAAACAUGGUUAUUUUGCAUUUUCACAUCCACAUUCCCAAUUCCCAAACAACAAACCAAAUAUUGAUAACAAGACCGAUAUUAAUUCUGGUUUGUUCAUCACACUGGAACAUAUAGCAUACAGUAUUUCUUGCAGUUUGCUCUGCUGUAUACUGCUCAUUUUGGUAAAUGGAGUAUGUCAUCUGAGGAUUCCAAUGCAAUUGGCACAGUUGACAUGCAAUACACUGCAGAAGUAGUACAUGUGGCAGGAUAGUAUGCUAUUCCGAACAUGGCCUAGCUCAAUACUUUAAAGGAGAAGCUGCAGGAUACAUGUCUUGUGACUUAGACUAGGACUAGGUGACUUGAUAGAUUCACAAUUUGAUAUCCAGUCAAGCUGUUUGUGUGUGUACAUCUGUUGACUGCUUAAAACACAGGGCUCUCUGUCAAACAAGCAUUUUGUAGCUUGUGUUUACAGAGGGUCCCCCCCCAUUUAGUUUCCACAGUAGGAGUGUUACCCAUGCCCUGCCCACCUUGGUCAAAUCAGUGUACUUUGGAUUUAAGCAAUAUGCUGCUGCCUCUCUAUUGUAAAAUGUUUGUUUAAUCACCUUUGGGUAUUAACAAAAGGCACUGAUGAUAUUGUGUGUGUGUGUGUGUGUGUGUGUGUGUGUGUGUGUGUGUGUGUGUGUGUGUGUGUGUGUGUGUGU
This is a messenger RNA of Xyrauchen texanus (razorback sucker), 2853 nucleotides long. Its product is annotated as beta-1,4-galactosyltransferase 5-like. The coding region runs from base 135 to 1280 and encodes 381 amino acids. Lineage: Eukaryota; Metazoa; Chordata; Actinopteri; Cypriniformes; Catostomidae. Gene Ontology annotation, molecular function: UDP-galactose:glucosylceramide beta-1,4-galactosyltransferase activity. The record is from RefSeq and is a predicted model, not a curated record. Gene Ontology annotation, biological process: carbohydrate metabolic process; glycoprotein biosynthetic process. The transcript is spliced from 9 exons.